AUGACGUCGAUAACCCUCAGUCGUAGAGAGACAUGGGGUCUCAUUGCGUUGUCGAUAGCCUGUUCAGCUGUUCUGGUGAAGAACGCGCUGCAGGAUGGAGAGCCUUUGGUGGCUUCACUUGCGUUGUCUGGAAUCGCCUUUGCUGCUACCUUUAGCCUCAUUCGGUGGCUUGGGAAUGUGUUUAUGAAAGCCGGACUGAAAGGAAAAGAUAUGUCAAAGCUUAAGAAGAUAGAGAUACCAGAGACCAUGGGUGCUGUUGUUGCGGUUGUUUACAUACUGAUUCUUAUCGUGUUUAUUCCAUUUCCCUUUUACAAAGAUCUCGUGGCCGCAACAUCUGGUGGAGGGAAUCGUGAUAUACCAUUGCCAAUUCAUCAUGUGGAAACCGGUCGCUUUCUACACAAGUUUCCUCACAAUAAGCUCGCAACCUAUCUUUCUGGGCUUCUCUCUCUGCAGUCAAUAGUAAUACUGGGAAUAGGUGAUGAUCUAUUAGACAUUCGGUGGCGGCACAAGUUUUUUAUACCCGCCUUUGCCGCAGUACCGAUGCUAAUAGUUUACUUUGUCGACUUUGGAGUGACGCACGUCAUAGUACCAGUCCCUCUUCAGGAUUAUCUAGGGCCAUCCCUCGAUCUGGGUUGGAUGUACUAUGUGUAUAUGGCUGCAGUCGCUAUAUUCUGCCCGAACAGUAUUAACAUGCUGGCUGGAAUCAACGGAAUCGAGGUCUCACAGUCCAUAGCCAUAGCCUGCCUGUUGAUAACCAAUGAUGCCCUGUUUCUAUCACCAUUUACCCCAUACCCACACCCGGCCACGGACUCCCACCUCUUCUCGAUGUAUCUUCUUCUUCCAUUUGUGGCUGUCUCACUGGCAUUAUGGUGGCACAAUUGGUAUCCCUCUAAAGUUUUUGUCGGGGAUACUUACUGCUACUUUGCUGGAAUGGUCUUUGCCGUCGUCGGAAUCCUGGGCCACUUUAGUAAAACUUUGCUGCUAUUAUUCAUACCUCAGAUCUUCAAUUUCUUAUAUUCUACACCGCAGCUAUUUCAUCUGAUACCUUGUCCACGGCACCGGCUGCCGAAGUUCAACCCGCGAACCGGUCUGAUGGAACCAUCCGUCACCGAGUGGACACGCCCGCCUCAUGCAAUAAUCGCAAUGAGCCUCGAUCUCCUGGACACGCUAUACUUGGUGCGCGUCAAGAGGAACGAAGACGGGGAAAUUAUCGAGACGACAAACCUGACCUUACUUAAUCUGUGGUUACUCUGGUUUGGACCGUUGCGGGAGGAUAAGUUGGCGAUUCACAUUGUUGGCGUCCAGCUACUCUGCGGUGUGGCAGCACUGCUGGUCCGACACAAACUUGCCUUGUUAGUGUUUAGAGAGGAUAACCGCGGGCCCGGAUUUGUAUAUAGCUCCGUAUAG
Messenger RNA from Microsporum canis CBS 113480, 1407 nucleotides. RefSeq names its product UDP-N-acetylglucosamine-1-P transferase. Gene Ontology annotation, molecular function: UDP-N-acetylglucosamine-dolichyl-phosphate N-acetylglucosaminephosphotransferase activity. Gene Ontology annotation, biological process: dolichol-linked oligosaccharide biosynthetic process; protein N-linked glycosylation. The transcript is spliced from 3 exons. Bases 1 to 1407 code for a protein of 468 amino acids. The record is from RefSeq and is a predicted model, not a curated record. Gene Ontology annotation, cellular component: membrane. Lineage: Eukaryota; Fungi; Ascomycota; Eurotiomycetes; Onygenales; Arthrodermataceae.